This is a messenger RNA of Candida tropicalis MYA-3404, 894 nucleotides long. RefSeq lists its product as uncharacterized. NCBI's taxonomy places the organism in Eukaryota, Fungi, Ascomycota, Pichiomycetes, Serinales, Debaryomycetaceae. The transcript has a single exon. The record is from RefSeq and is a predicted model, not a curated record. The coding region runs from base 1 to 894 and encodes 297 amino acids.
AUGACAUCCCUAGUGUAUCCUACUGGAGAACUAUCUAUAAAUCCAAGUAUAGUAGCAGACUCAUUAGCAUUGUCAGGCAUAAAUCUACAUCAACGAAAUUCAUCUAAUCCAUUUGAAGUUAUUUAUGAUGAUGCAAGGCCAUCACAUACAAGAACAAAUUCAAAUUUAUGGCAUAAUUCAUAUAAUUAUGAAGAAAUAUCUAAAAAUAUUCAUUGUAAAACUCCAAAUUCUGCAAUACCUACAACACCAAUGAGUCCACCUAUAUUAACUAUUCUUGAAUCACAAUCUGGCACAUCAGGUUCAAUUGUUUCUCGACUGGCCACUUUAAGACAUCGAAAGAAUGUAAUCCGACGAAAUAAAACUAUUAAAAAGAAAGAUAUAAAAGAACAUAAACCUAUGAAAUUCCCAACACGAAGGAAAAGGAGUCUUAAAUAUAAAUCAAUUCAUGUCAAGAGUAAAUUUGAUUCAAAAAAACAAAUGUUGGAAUAUAUGAAAGGAAUAAGUUAUUAUGAUCUAGUACAUAAUUUGAUCCCUGCAUCUUUUAAAUUAUAUAAACAUACAAAGAUAUUAAGACCACGUCCAAAAAUAACUUAUGAAUCAUUUGGAAUGCCAGAACCUGAAACUCCUCAAGUUAGUAUCAAAGAAUAUGAUAUUUAUAAUAAAUACAGGAAUCUUAUAUAUGAAGGAAAAUAUCGAGUUGAGGAACUAGAUCAAGUUGUAUUACAUGAUGAAAAAUUAAAUAGAAGAUUAUUAUUUGAAAUAUUACUUAGACGUACAGUAGCUGCAAAAAUGGAUUAUAGAAUAAGAGCAGCAUUUCAGAAAUCUGUAUAUGAAGGUGAUAAUCAUAUGUUGGAACCAAUAAGAAGAUCUACGGAAACGUUAUCAACGUUUUAA